Gloeophyllum trabeum ATCC 11539 is the source of this 165-nucleotide messenger RNA. RefSeq lists its product as uncharacterized. The annotation marks the transcript as partial. The transcript has a single exon. NCBI's taxonomy places the organism in Eukaryota, Fungi, Basidiomycota, Agaricomycetes, Gloeophyllales, Gloeophyllaceae. The record is from RefSeq and is a predicted model, not a curated record. Gene Ontology annotation, molecular function: protein dimerization activity.
AAUGCUCAUAGGUUUCCGACGUGGGCAGCCCUAGCGCGUGAUUACUUGGCUGUAAUGGCAACGUCGGUAUCUAGUGAGCGCACCUUUUCCAGUGCCGGCAUCACCAUCACGAAACACCGGAAUCGACUCAAAGGAGACAUCGUCGAGGCUUUCCAAGUCCUUAAG